This is a messenger RNA of Thermothelomyces thermophilus ATCC 42464, 1185 nucleotides long. RefSeq lists its product as uncharacterized. Gene Ontology annotation, molecular function: oxidoreductase activity. The record is from RefSeq and is a predicted model, not a curated record. Lineage: Eukaryota; Fungi; Ascomycota; Sordariomycetes; Sordariales; Chaetomiaceae. The transcript has 4 exons. Bases 1 to 1185 code for a protein of 394 amino acids.
AUGAAGCUCUCAACACUACCAGCAGCACUCCUGUCCUUGAUUCUCCUGGCUCACCAGGCCGCCGCCGCCCCGCUCGGCAACGUCGACGCUGAAGCGGCCGCAUCCCAGAGAAUCCUCGAGCUGCAAGCUCAGUACCAGCGAAACGUUCUAGACGCCAUCAGCAACCGCACCUCAGGCUGCACAGCCCAAAAUAUCCAGCGCCGCCAGGAAUGGUACCCCCAGUGUAACACCCUCUCCCUGGCUGACCGCGCCGCUUUCAUCUCGGCGAUCCACUGCCUCAACGCGCUGCCGGCGCGGACGCCGCAGUCCACCGCCCCGGGCGCCCGGGCGCUCUACGACGACUUCAUCGUCGCCCACAUCCUACAGACUCCCUUCGUCCACGCGUCGGGCCUCUUCCUGCCCUUCCACCGCCACCUUCUGCACCUGUUCGCAGGCGCGCUGCGCGACCGCUGCGACUACGCCGGCCCGCUGCCCUACUGGGACUGGACGGCGAGCUACGCCGACCCGCGCGCGGCGGCCGUCUUCGACGGCGGGCCGCACUCGCUCGGCGGCAACGGCGCCUUCGUGCCCGGCCGCAACGGCACCGUCAUCUCCGUCCCCGGCGGCGCGCACGUGGUCAUCCCGCCCGCGACCGGCGGCGGGUGCGUCACGACGGGGCCGUUCCGCCAGGGCCGCUUCGAGGUGCGCCUCGGCCCCGUCGCGUUCGAGCCCCGCGGCCCGCACGGAGGGCUGGGCUACAACCCGCGGUGCCUCCGGCGGGACCUGAGCCCGCACUUCAGCCUCGGCACGCGCCCCGGCGCGGUCGUGGCCUUGCUGGACGGCUGCGCCGGCGACCUAGGCUGCCUCGUGCGCGACAUGGACGCCCCCGGGGGCGUGCCCGGGGGCGUGCACGCGUCCGGGCACUGGCAGGUCGGGCCGGACGCGCUCGACGUCUUCGCCAGCCCGAGCGACCCCGUCUUUUGGCUGCACCACGCCCAGGUCGACCGCGUCUGGACCAUCUGGCAGGGACUGGACCUCGAGGGGAGGACGUAUCAGGUCUGGGGCACGAGCACGGCGGCGAACGAUCCGCCAAGUGACGACGUAACGCUCGAGACGGCAAUGGACUUUGGCAUUCUUGGUGAGGCAAAGACGGUCGGUGAGGUUGCCUCGACGGUGGACGGAGAAUAUUGCUACAUGUAUGAGUGA